Jatropha curcas is the source of this 1522-nucleotide messenger RNA. Its product is annotated as protein trichome birefringence-like 42. Gene Ontology annotation, molecular function: O-acetyltransferase activity. The record is from RefSeq and is a predicted model, not a curated record. Lineage: Eukaryota; Viridiplantae; Streptophyta; Magnoliopsida; Malpighiales; Euphorbiaceae. Gene Ontology annotation, cellular component: Golgi apparatus.
UUGGGAUAAGUACGGUUAAUAUUGAUAAGCUCGAGCUUACCAUAGCCAAAACGCUUCCUUUGUUUAUAAAAAACAGUUGGCUUAAUAGACACCUUCCAAAACCCAACUCGUAAAUCUCAAGUUAUGGAGAUCUCUUCCACAAAAAAUGAAACCUGGAGUCUUUGUGCUAUUGCAAGCUUCGUAGUCUGCAUUAUCCUGUUACUAAGUCUAAAUCAAGGCCAGGGCAACCUAAAUCUUUCAGCUCUCCAAAACAUAAUCAAAUCAGAAAGAUCAUCAAGUUCAAAUACUUCUAAGCUAGAUUUGUUAGAGCCCACAAAUUUCACUAAGAAUGGAAAGCCUGUAAAUGAGGAAGUAAAAUGCAAUAUCUUUGAUGGGAAAUGGGUUUAUGACCCUGAGGGAAGUCCUAUCUAUUCUGCUUCAGAGUGUCCAUUUCUCAGUGAACAUGUAAGCUGCCAGAGAAAUGGAAGACCAGAUUCUGAAUAUGAGAGAUGGAAAUGGGAGGCUAAGGGGUGUGAAAUUCCCAGGUUUAAUGGCGCAGACAUGCUGGAGAAACUUAGAGGGAAGAGGGUGAUAAUAGUUGGAGAUUCUCUUAACAGAAACCAAUGGGAAUCACUUGCUUGCCUUCUUUAUUCUGCAAUACCUUCCUCUCGAGCUCAUGUUGACUGUUUGAGUGGUGCUUACAAAGUCUUCAAGGCAAAGGAUUACAAUUGCUCUGUGGAGUUCUACUGGAGCCCAUUUCUAGUAGAACUCCAUGAAGGGAAGCAAGCAAAUGAAAGCAGUAUUCUAAGGCUUGACAAGCUCGCACCAUCGUCUCACAAGUGGAAAGGAGCUGACUUGAUGGUAUUCAACACAGGCCACUGGUGGAGACACCGCAAAAAGUGGGAUUUAUUUCAAUAUGAUGGAAAAUUGGUGGAGCAAAUGGAACUUGAAUCUGCAUUUAAAAUGGCAAUAGGGACCUGGGCAAAUUGGAUUGACCAGAAUGUUAAUAUGACAAAGACAACAGUCUUUUUCCGGAGCAUAUCGCCAGAACACAAAGAGGGAGUAUGGUGUCAAAACAGAACACAACCAAUCAUGGAUGAAUCCUAUGUGUACCAAUUUCCCAAGCCGAUAAAAGAAAUUCUGGAAACUACAAUCAGAGGGAUGAAGACACCUGUCCGUUACCUGAACAUCACAAAGCUAUCAGAGUAUAGAAGAGAUGCACAUCCAGCUAUCUAUGCGUUGACAGCUGAGGAGCAGCAAUUACCGGGGUCUCAUCCUGACUGUAGCCACUGGUGUUUGCCUGGGCUACCUGAUACAUGGAACAUUCUCUUGUAUGCAACCAUAGUAUUAGAUAGUUCAAAGGGAAUUACAAAUUUGGUAGUUUGAAUCUUUCUAUGAGAAUAGUCUAAGCAUUUUGCCUCGAUUUAACGACUUAGAGAAGAGACGGAAGGGGGAGCGGUAAUCCUCAAAGCUUGUGCAUCAUUCUUUUGUAGCGAAUGGAAUUUUAUAUUCCCAUUAGAUAAAAAAAAAAUUUUUUGAUUCA